Messenger RNA from Patiria miniata (bat star), 3165 nucleotides. RefSeq names its product GDNF family receptor alpha-4-like. Gene Ontology annotation, cellular component: external side of plasma membrane; signaling receptor complex. Gene Ontology annotation, biological process: nervous system development. The transcript has 14 exons. Gene Ontology annotation, molecular function: signaling receptor activity. The coding region runs from base 1 to 1824 and encodes 607 amino acids. The record is from RefSeq and is a predicted model, not a curated record. Lineage: Eukaryota; Metazoa; Echinodermata; Asteroidea; Valvatida; Asterinidae.
AUGUGUCAAUACAUCGAAGAUGAAAGAUGCUUAUACGCGGUGCUAUGGUUACUUGCAUUAAGAGGCCACGCCUUAGACUGCCAACAUGCGCAGGCGCAGUGCACCGAGGACCGCACAUGCGCAGUUAUGCUGAUGAUGGUCCCUGACCUGUGCGGAAACCCAGGUUCGGAGACUACGUGUGACGCGCCUGAUAGGCCGCAAUGUGAGGGGAUCCUUCAGAUUUUACGGCAGAGCCAGCAUUUCAGAGGAUGCAGCUGCGAUCCGCUCGCCGUCAACUAUCAAGAAUGUCAGGCCGUAUACUCUCAGCUGUACAGGGAACAGUGCAGGGACUCGGACGAAGAAGUCGUUCAAGAGGUUCCAACUCAACCCGUGCAAGAUCCUUUCGCUGUUUCCCCAUGGCAGUACAUGGCAAAUGUUGAUCAAGUUGGCCCUGCACCGACCGGAGAAAGCACCUGUAUAGAAGCUCUGAACGCUUGCAACGUCGACGCGACCUGCCGUCAGAGCCUUUACGAGUAUCUUACCGAGUGCAGAGGCGACCCUGUCGCAAACACCUGCAAAAUGACCGCCUGUAGACACUCCAUACGAGCGUUCUUAGAUGCCGUAUCGCCCCGGUACACACACCCACUGUUGUAUUGUUACUGCGCUAGUGACGAUACGCAGUGUGAUACAGUAUGGCAGGGUCUGAAUGCUGAAUGUGCGUACAAGCUGACACCACUACCUAGCUGUCUGGAUGUGAAGGAACAAUGCAUCCGAUCUGCACUGUGCAGCACAAAUUUCGAGAACUACAAAUUCCAGUGCGCAGUCAGCGACGCGACCGGGACAGGUUGCGCACAAAGCUACGGCGCAUGCCGUGACUCUCGGCUGGGAAUUCUGGGAACGAUCGUGGCAGCCAGUUGCACGUGUAGAGGCGUGGAGGGGUCGGAUUUGGACGCGUGCAAGCAACAACAACUCAUUGUGCUGGACAACCCCUGCUUUGCCCGAGCGAGCCAAGCCUAUUACCCAUCAACCAAGAACCAAGAUGGCGCCCAUACUACUGCGCAGCCGCAGAUCCAUGUCAACAAACGCGUCAAGAACGGAUGUGUUGUCAGGCUGUGGAAUGGUUACCCGGAUGUAAACGUCGCCACGGGUCACAACAUCCGGAUUGCGAGUGACGACUUUGCGGCCUGCACCCAGAUAUGCCGUUGCGUGACUGGCUAUCUCUCUCAGUGUUUCGACGUUCUGUGCAAUGUGACACAACCAUGUAACGAAGGAGCUCGCAUAAGUCAUGAAGGGUCAAAGGAAUGCGUUUGUACGGGCAGAGAACAGAUCUGCAUAGAUACGAAAAUCAGCUUACACGUUGAUGCUCCGGCAAUGGUAAUUGGAUACAGUGUGAUCGAGCGUGAGUUUAUAGAGCGUCAACUACACGUUCGAGUUACUGCUCAGACUGUUGUAUCAAAACUCCAGCAAGCACUUUCGGGUGUUUUCUCGCGUAAACCCUGUGAACUUAAGACAGUAACUGGUACCCACGUCAAUGGUACCCAUCUAGAUGGAAGAAUCGUGAUCGUUGCUCAUUCAGAACGUAACGUUACACAGAAUUACUGGGAGUGUAUGAACCAGCUAAACGACGUGGUCGCCAUGAUAAACAGCAGGGCGCCACCUAUUGCCAGUGACGUCAUCCUCUCAAUGAUUAAGAUUGCCAGUUUGAUAGAGGGCGCCCCGGAAAAGGAACAGACAGGAGCGCAAAUUAGCUAUACCCGUUCAGGUGCGACGCGUGUUGUGGCAAUGCUUUUUAUAUUGCAAUGUCUGCCUUUCGUAUUACUACUAGUAACACCAAAGUUGUAUUAACCUGAAAAUAAAAACAUGUCUUAAGGCAUAUCGAUCGAAGGUUGUAAAGUUUGCGUUGUUCAAACUACAACAUCAAAAGUAAUUUAUUGAAAAUAUCUGAGUCCAAUGCAGUACGUCUUUAAUUUGAAAAAAAAUACAUUAGAAAUUAUAUUUACCAAACAAUCACUGUUAUCAAAUAUAUAAAGAAAUUGAGGGAUUUCAGGGCACCUACUCCGUACAAGAUAAACAUGGAAUAGUCACUUUUUCGCAACAUUUCUUAUCAUAUUAUGAAGAAUGAUAAACAUAAAUGCUUUUAGAUAUUAAAAGCAACUUUAAUAAUAGUUUUUAAUAGUUGUUGACAGUUAUGGACUUUAAGUUUCAAAAAUUUUGAAAAGGUAGACUAUUGUAUAUGCAACAAUAUUAACUGCAAUUGCACUCUGGCACACGUAAAUUCUUCACCCAUAUUAAUUCAACUCCAGUUUGUGACCAUUUGCCACCGAUAAAAGUUCAGGGUUUUACAACUUCUAAUUUUUUUUUUACAGAAAUGAACAAAUUUGUAGCGUGUUUCGUUGGAGUCAGUGAAGAUAUUCAAAAGUUUCGAAGAACAGUUUUUGUUAAAAUGAAUGUGUUCUAACACAAGAAGACGGGUUCAAACGUUCAGACAGGGAACCUUAUUACGGGAUGAAUUUUAUUUCGUAAUUUUGAUACAGGGUAUAUUUAUGUCAAGUUGUAAAUAAUUGGCUGAAAAAAGAUGAGAAAUUAUAUCGAUUUUGUAAAUAUUAAUUGCACAUUCGAAUGUGAAAUUCGAAAUUCAACCACACUGUGAUUGAUCGAAGUCAAGGUACCAGACUGUGUCUCACCAAAACCGUCCACGUGACCACCAAACCAAAAGAUUGGAUACUACGAUUUGAUAGGAGUAGAUCAGGCUCAAACCUACGUCCAGUAUUCGUUCUGUAUUCGUUGUUUGCAGGGAGUCGCCAUGCAUGUUGAAUCCAUAUCGAGGCUGACCUUUCAAACCAAGGAAACGGAAAAUUGCUUAGCAAUUGGUAUGCUAAACGACAGUCGCUGAGAACCAGCCAAAAGAUAUCACCGUAUAGAGUUUUUCGCUGGUAACCUGUGUUCGCUAAGCAAUGUAGCUCCACCAAAUUGACGACCGGCCACAAUAGAAGGUAUUACGUAAUCACAGUGAGCCGGCCUCGGCCUCGAUUUCAACCUGACUUUACAAGGAAAAAUGGAGGUCAAGGGGUCGCCCGCCCUCAAGAGUUCAGUCUUAGUACUACAUCGUUGGUUAUUCUACGGCCCAGGAAAUACAGUGUCAAAUUUUUACCAAUGUUUCUGGCCUGGUUACAAAUUUCACGAUUU